GCCCGGGCGGGAGCCGGAGCGGGAGCCGGAGCGGGAGGCCCGCUGAGCACAGGCGGCGGCGGCGGCGGGUCCAGGCCCCGGAGCGAGCGGAGUCCCCACCCGCGUCGCUCCGGUCCCUCUCCUGACGCGGGGCUCCGAGCAGCAUGCGCGGCCGCUGCCCGCCGGCCUCAGCCCUGGCCCCGGCUCCGCUGCGAAGCGCGCCUGGCCUGGACCCCGGCCCCAGCGGCAGAAGAGGAGGCGGCGGUGGCGCCAGGCCGGCUCCGGGAGCAGAACUGGGCUCGUGGCGCCCGCGUCGUGCAUCCUGAGCCCAGCUGCUCCCCCGCCCGCCGGGGCCACGGCCCCAGCCUCGGCUCCGGCUGGGCUCCCGCCGGUGUGGGGAGGACAGACAGUCAGCCCCGCGAGGGCUCACGGACUGACGGGCGGAGGUGUUGGCGAAGGAGGAGGAGACCGAGGAGGGGGCUGGGCAGGGGCUGUGGCCCGGCGGGGAAGACAUGCGAUUGGUGACUGAGCCGAACGGACGGACCGCGUGCCCGAGAUGCAGGUAAGCAAGAGGAUGCUGACUGGGGGCGUGAGGAGCAUGCCCAGCCCUCUCCUGGCCUGCUGGCAGCCCAUCCUCCUGCUGGUGCUGGGCUCGGUGCUGUCAGGCUCAGCCACGGGCUGCCCACCCCGCUGUGAGUGCUCCGCCCAGGACCGUGCCGUGCUCUGCCACCGAAAGCGCUUUGUGGCCGUGCCUGAGGGCAUCCCCACCGAGACCCGCCUGCUGGACCUGGGCAAGAACCGCAUCAAAACGCUCAACCAGGACGAGUUCGCCAGCUUCCCGCACCUGGAGGAGCUGGAGCUCAACGAGAAUAUUGUGAGCGCCGUGGAGCCUGGCGCCUUCAACAACCUCUUCAACCUCCGGACGCUGGGGCUCCGCAGCAACCGCCUGAAGCUCAUCCCCCUGGGCGUCUUCACUGGCCUCAGUAACCUGACCAAACUGGACAUCAGCGAGAACAAGAUUGUCAUCCUGCUGGACUACAUGUUUCAGGACCUGUACAACCUCAAGUCACUGGAGGUUGGCGACAACGACCUCGUCUACAUCUCCCACCGAGCCUUCAGCGGCCUCAACAGCCUGGAGCAGCUGACGCUGGAGAAAUGCAACCUGACCUCCAUCCCCACCGAGGCGCUGUCCCACCUGCAUGGUCUCAUUGUCCUGAGACUCCGGCACCUCAACAUCAACGCUAUCCGGGACUAUUCCUUCAAGAGAUUGUACCGGCUCAAGGUCUUAGAGAUCUCCCACUGGCCCUACUUGGACACCAUGACACCCAACUGCCUCUAUGGCCUCAAUCUGACGUCCCUGUCCAUCACACAUUGCAAUCUGACUGCUGUACCCUACCUAGCUGUGCGGCAUCUGGUCUAUCUCCGCUUCCUCAACCUCUCCUACAACCCCAUCAGCACCAUCGAGGGCUCCAUGUUGCAUGAGCUGCUACGGCUGCAGGAGAUCCAGCUGGUGGGGGGGCAGCUGGCUGUUGUGGAACCCUAUGCUUUCCGAGGCCUCAACUACCUGCGUGUGCUCAAUGUCUCUGGCAACCAGCUGACCACACUGGAGGAGUCUGCCUUUCACUCAGUGGGCAACCUGGAGACGCUCAUCUUGGACUCCAACCCGCUGGCCUGUGACUGCCGUCUCCUGUGGGUAUUCCGGCGCCGCUGGCGGCUCAACUUCAACCGACAGCAGCCCACAUGUGCCACGCCUGAGUUCGUCCAGGGCAAGGAGUUCAAAGACUUCCCUGAUGUGCUACUGCCCAACUAUUUCACCUGCCGCCGUGCCCGCAUCCGGGACCGCAAAGCUCAGCAGGUGUUUGUGGAUGAGGGCCACACGGUUCAGUUUGUGUGCCGGGCAGAUGGCGACCCACCGCCCUCCAUCCUCUGGCUCUCGCCUCGCAAGCAUCUUGUUUCCGCCAAAAGCAAUGGGAGGCUCACGGUCUUCCCUGAUGGCACACUGGAGGUGCGCUACGCCCAGGUGCAAGACAACGGCACGUACCUGUGCAUCGCAGCCAAUGCAGGUGGCAACGACUCCAUGCCUGCCCAUCUGCAUGUGCGCAGCUACUCACCCGACUGGCCACAUCAGCCCAACAAGACCUUCGCCUUCAUCUCCAACCAGCCAGGCGAGGGAGAGGCCAACAGCACCCGCGCCACCGUGCCUUUCCCCUUUGACAUCAAGACCCUUAUUAUCGCCACCACCAUGGGCUUCAUCUCCUUCCUGGGUGUUGUGCUCUUCUGCCUGGUGCUGCUGUUCCUCUGGAGCCGGGGCAAGGGCAACACAAAGCACAACAUUGAGAUUGAGUAUGUACCACGCAAGUCGGAUGCGGGCAUCAGCUCCGCCGAUGCGCCCCGCAAAUUCAACAUGAAGAUGAUAUGAGCACAGGGUGGGGCUCCCUCCCUGGUUCUGCCCACCUCUUCCAGCCCCCGACCCCUGUUCCCGGCUGCCUCACUGGCCCUCACCACCUGCCCUCUCUCUGCCAGGACCUCAGAAGUUCGGGCCUGGGGACCCCACUGCACAGGGACACAUGUGGACAGAUGAGUUGGCAGCUGACGGACUGACACACAGCAGUCAAUAAUUCAAUUUAAAAAGUUACGAACUUCCUCUGUAACUUGGGUUUCAAUAAUUAUGGAUUUUUAUGAAAACUUGAAAUAAUAAAAAGAAAAAAAACGA
Pteropus alecto (black flying fox) is the source of this 2692-nucleotide messenger RNA. RefSeq names its product leucine rich repeat and Ig domain containing 1 (gene LINGO1). Lineage: Eukaryota; Metazoa; Chordata; Mammalia; Chiroptera; Pteropodidae. Gene Ontology annotation, cellular component: extracellular matrix. The coding region runs from base 536 to 2398 and encodes 620 amino acids. The record is from RefSeq and is a predicted model, not a curated record. The transcript has 2 exons. Gene Ontology annotation, molecular function: protein binding.